Molecule: messenger RNA, 1401 nt
Organism: Melampsora larici-populina 98AG31
Lineage: Eukaryota; Fungi; Basidiomycota; Pucciniomycetes; Pucciniales; Melampsoraceae
Exons: 6
Coding region: 1-1401 (466 amino acids)
Source: RefSeq, a predicted model, not a curated record
AUGCCAAUCACUGGACAUCCUGUACAUCCCACCGGCACCCAGGUCGUAGCUCACUUAGAACGCCUUGCUGCUGCCGCGGGAGCAAACGGUCUUCACACUCCCAGCCACACGCAAAACACAAGUCACACGCAAAACACGAGUGCCCUCACCCAACGUGCCAGUACUAAUACUACUGAGGUGCCAUCGACUGCCACAGCCAAGCCUCCUCGCAAACGCAACAAGACCAAGGGUAAAAACAAACGCAACAAACACAAGCGAGGAGACAAUGGCUCCGGUUCCGAAACCGAAGAUGAGCCGAUAUUCAACCCAGCCAAUUUGAAAAACUCCGACAAGACCGCGCUUCAGCUUCGUUACUUAGCAGAGAAACAUUCCACGUCGGGAAUGUCGGAUGAAAUACUCGAGUCUGUACUUGAGUUCCAUGAAGAAAUGCAAACUUUGAUUGCAAUCAAAGCCCUCGAACUUGGUACCACCGUCUCGGCCAUCGAAGCAGUUUUUGGAAAGUAUAUUGGUGUUCGUCGCCCUUCGCGAUGGAACCGAUUCUUACAAAGCCCGAGAGCCAGGGCCAUAUUCAAAGAAGCUCGCGGGAUUGGUAGCGGCGAAGGCAUGAGACAACUGAGUGCGGUGUGGAAAAGCAUGACCGAAGCCGAAAAGGAUGUCUACAAGGAGGCCACCCAAGAGACCGAUCCGGCCAGCCUUCAAGCUAUGGACAAAGACCUAGCAAGCCUGGAAGUUGGGUCUCGCUCUCGAGACCAACUACUACAGUCUGGUUCAAAUACUGUAAUCAAUGCUCGGAGUCUCAAAAAAUACAAGGAUAAUGCCGACAGAUAUAUAGAUGACCUUAUGAAACAUUGUAUUCCGGUUGCCGAAUCCAACCACUUCGAGAUGAUUGUUGUAGCUGUAUCAAACCAUAUAUCGGAUCAUAGCUUUCAGAUGACGCGCUCAACGGUAGGGGUCAAGAAAAUUGUCGAGGAGAUAUACGCAAUCGAUGGCGUCAAUAAAUUCGCAACAGAAGUACAAGCACACUUGGUCGGUCGAAAACCCAGCGAGCUGGCCAAAUCACAACCUGCCGCAAGUUUCAUGCCAGGGUGGUCGGGUCCCUCUCAACUUAUUGUAGGAGUGACCGGCUUGAAACAUUGGCCAUGGAGUACUUGUGACACCACUUUCAAGGAAGCCGGAUUCAAAUUCACUUUACUCCCUGGUGCCCGAUCGGUUGAAGAAACCUUCAAGACCAAAAGCAACAACACAAGCCGUGCCAAACUUUUGGCCAUUGAAAGCGACCUCGAGAACAACUUGAUACACCUAGCCCCCAUCAACCAAACCUCUUCGGCUCAAACUCAACGCACCGAAAACAAUGAACAUACUGCUAACAUUGGGACAGCCAAUAACUCUGAUAUCCAAUAG